Messenger RNA from Rosa rugosa (rugosa rose), 3695 nucleotides. RefSeq names its product L-2-hydroxyglutarate dehydrogenase, mitochondrial. Gene Ontology annotation, cellular component: mitochondrion. NCBI's taxonomy places the organism in Eukaryota, Viridiplantae, Streptophyta, Magnoliopsida, Rosales, Rosaceae. Bases 81 to 1337 code for a protein of 418 amino acids. Gene Ontology annotation, molecular function: (S)-2-hydroxy-acid oxidase activity; (S)-2-hydroxyglutarate dehydrogenase activity. The transcript has 5 exons. The record is from RefSeq and is a predicted model, not a curated record.
AAGAAACCGGGCAAUGUAUUUGGAAGUAAUGAGUGGUUCAGUUAUAAAGGAGUGAGGUGGAGAAGGAAGGAAGCAGAAAGAUGCUGAAAACAACACUUCAGAGACUGGAGAGGAACUUGUCAUGGUCGGCUUAUUGUAUGAGCAGUGGAAUCCCGAGAGAGAGAGUAGAGUGCGUGGUGAUAGGAGCAGGUGUAGUGGGAUUAUCAGUGGCUAGAGAGCUUGCUUUAAGAGGUCGACAGGUCUUAGUCUUAGACUCUGCACCCACCUUCGGCACUGCCACCAGUUCCCGCAACAGCGAAGUUAUCCAUGCCGGCAUCUACUACCCUCCUAAUUCUCUCAAGGCAAUCUUUUGUGUAAGAGGAAGAGACUUGCUGUACAAAUAUUGCUCUCAGCGCCAAAUUCCUCACAAACAAAUUGGUAAACUCAUUGUUGCCACUGGAUCGUCUGAGAUUCAAAAGUUGCAUAAUUUACUGGAUCGUGGGAUAAAAAAUGGGGUCGAUGGUCUGGUAAUGAUGGAGGGUUCCGAAGCCAUGAGAAUGGAACCCGAAUUAAGAUGCUUGAAAGCCUUACUAUCACCAGUUUCUGGGAUUGUCGAUACACAUUCUUUGAUGCUGUCUUUGGUGGGUGAAGCUGAGAAUUGUGGCACAAUCUUCUGCUAUAACACUACUGUUAUUGGUGGCCACAUAGAACAAAAUCAAUUGUGCCUUCAUAUUUCUCAAACCAAACAUCUUGAAAUGUGCAAUGGAAAUUCUCCCCUGCAACCAGAGAUAGUACUCAUUCCUAAGUUUGUAGUGAACUCUGCUGGCUUGAGUGCCCCUGCCCUUGCUAAGCGAUUUGAUGGCCUCCAAAGUGCAGUUAUUCCCACUGCUCAUUAUGCUCGUGGGUGCUACUUCACUCUAUCCAAUACUGGAAUCUGUCCUUUCAAACAUUUGAUAUAUCCUAUACCAGAGGACGGUGGCCUUGGAGUGCAUGUUACCUUGGAUUUAAAUGGUCAGGUCAAGUUUGGUCCGAAUGUGGAAUGGAUUGAUGGAGUUGAUGACAUUUCAAGCUUCCUGAAUAAGUUUGACUAUUCCGUAUGUACGAGUCACAUGAAGCAUUUUUACCCUGCGAUAAAGAAGUACUACCCGAAUCUAAAAGAUGAAUCCCUCGAGCCGGGUUAUGCAGGGAUUAGACCAAAGCUUUCAGGUCCUAGAGAGUCUCCAGUUGAUUUUGUGAUACAGGGAGAGGAUAUUCAUGGGAUAACUGGUCUUGUCAACCUUUUUGGAAUCGAGUCACCUGGUUUAACUUCAAGCAUGGCGAUUGCCGAGCACAUAGCCACCAAAUUCUUCAGAUGUUAAGAAACCUGCAGAAUUCCACAUUAAUUUGAAGAUGGUGAUGGCUAUACUAGGAAUGAAGACGGUGAUGAUGUAAUGUAUUUCAACUUAAGGUGACUACAGCUUGUAUUUCCUCCAACUCAGCCGUAAACAGUUUAAAACAGAGGGGGCAGCCUUGAUACCACCAAUGAAACUAGCAACUGCUCUCAAGUAUAGAAAGGCUGUUCCGGAGAGUGAUUGCCUAGAGUUGAUGAAUGCCCUGAAUGAUAAGAUUUGUAUAGGAAGUUGGAAUGAAUGCCCUGAAUGAGAAGAUUUGUAUAGGAAGUUGAAAUAUGGAAAAAUUUCAAUUUAGUACUCUGUGGUAUCAUGUUAGUCAUUUGAUCAGCAACACUCUCACGCUUUCAAUUUCAAUCAGCCGUGUCCAAAUUUUUCCGAGACAUCCAAAUCAGACGUUAAGUGGUGAGCUGGCAGCGACAAAGUCAAUGAGUGGGCCCACAGAAAGGGGUAAACUUGACAUUCCACUUAAUUUCCACCCAAACUCAAAAAAAAAAAAAAAACAUGACCAUAUUCGACCGCCCUCUCUCUCCUCCUCCUCCUUCUUCAGAUAAUCACAUGCCUAAACCAACAAUUUAUCCACGAGGUGGGAGCCGACGAAGCCGGCGCACACGCCUUGUCGAGGCCGGCGGGAACCCAGUCGGCGUUGUUGCGGAGGUCGGUGGAGAAGGAGGCAGUGUUAAUUCGGUCGUGGACGGAGGAGAAGGAUCGGGGGAUGGAGGGAUUGGGCUAGGAAGAGAGGCGGGAGAGAGUGAGCUGGAGGAUGAAAAAGGUGGAGCCGAUGAGAAUGUCGACGAGGAUGAAGAGGAGGCUUGUGAAAUUUAUUAUGAAUUUUUCAAAUUGUUUGUUUUUACACGUGAAAUUUAAGCAAAAUCAAUUCUGAGUUUUUCCGCUUGUGAAUUGUGGGGAAUCAAAUGGUUUUUCCGCUCCGGUCGACCUUCACUCGUUUACCGAUUCGAGCAGUGGCGUCUUCACCUUUUUGAAGCAGAGAAGCAAUCGAACUGGGUCAACUGGCUGCGAAUGUCCUUUCCAGGUAACUUUAAGAAGAAGAAGAGCAGUCCUCAAGCUGGGUUCGUGGGCUCAUAGAUUUGCUCUUUGUGUUUAUGUUUUGAUCUGCAAAAUCGAUAGAGGUUAUGGUGAAGGAUUUAUGGUGCAAAAUCUAGAUUUUAUUGAUCUAACAUGGCUGGGGAAUUGAAAAGAGAUAAUUGCAAUUGCAACUUUUGUUUCGAUUUGUUGGAAUUUGAUUUCAGGUAUACUCCUUCAUCCUUCAAGUAAUGGUUGGAAUUUGGAAAGCAAACUAGCUCGAAUCAAAGCGCAGCUUCCAUCUUUUGCCGCAUUAUUAUUCUAUUUUUUUUUUUUUUUUGGUAUUUUCAUUUGCAUCCUCCUUCCUGACCCCUUGGAAAGACAUGUCCAGCUUUCGGUGGUGGAGUUAAACUCCGGUCGGCCCAAUUUCUCGGAUAAGGAUUUGGUGCCAGUGAAUUUGAGCUUGAUGGGGAAGACCCAUUUUGUUGGUGAGGAUUUUAUUGGAUACGAGAGUGGGUUGUCGGGUUUGGAGAGGAGGGAAGUGGAGGAAGACGACGAGCCUUAGAGGGAGAUGAGCUUGCUGGGUUAUUCGGAGUUAACCAUCGGAGCUGAGAGAGAGAGAGAGAGGGUGGUGGGCAGGUAUGGGUUUGUGGAGGGUAGGGGAAGAGUAGGACGUGAGGGGGCGGUGAUUAAAGUCGUCGGAUAUCGACGUUGUUGUUGGGGAGAGGAGGACUAGAGGAAGAAGAAGGAGAUAGGUCAUCAAAAAAAAAUUAUGAAAAUUUGAGUGAAAUGUCCAAAUUAGCCCUUCAAGUAGACCCCACUCAACCAUGUCAUCACUUGAUGGCUAAUAUGGACGAAACAGUAAAAUUUGAGCACGGCUGAUUGAAAUUGAAAGCGUGGGGGUGUUGCUGAUCAAAUUGAAAGGGGAGGGACUAACAUGAUGUUGAGUGCAAACCACAUGGUACUAAACUGAAAUUUUUUCUUGAAAUAUUUACCCUUUUUCAAUGAGUUUCAUAAACUCAAAGGUUCCUUCACAAACCUGAAUUGGGUCUAGUCAUCUAGAUAGCAAGAGGAGCUAAGUAGGUGAUGCCGGGACCAAGCUAGCGAAGAGAGCGGCGCUCAAAGAUAAGGAUGAACAGUUCCCCAACCUCUAUAAUAAAUUAAUAAAUGUUUUGGUGAAUGAUCUUCCUUGUUCUCACUUGCCUACUUAAAAGUCGAGAUUUCCAUGUUAAUAUUUUGCUGUAGUAUGUUGCCUUGUACUCAUAUACUGUAUAUUUUCUUACUCUGUGUUUCUCUUUUAUUUUC